AGGCCAAAGAAAUGUCAAGACAGUCAUAUACAUGUACACAGAGAUGCGUAUCGACUUAGUAUUGAACUAAUGAGUUUAAUUGAUGCAUCAUCAUCACUAUCAUCUUUUUUCUCAAGAUAAUCAAGAUAAAUAUGCUACCAUGGAUUAAGUCAUGGUAUUUUUACUGCUGACCUCGGGACGAGUGAAUCUUGAUGGUAUUAUUUCGGGGUAGAUGCCGGGAGUACUGGAAUCCGCGAAACAGUGAUCGAAAGUAUUGUAGUUUUGUUGUUGAAGCAACCGCUUGACGUUUUCGUGCAUGGAAUUUGAUCGAAUAAUAUGGAUGUCCCCAAAGUGAUUUGAAGCGACGAAGAAGUUAUAUAUUAUCUUCUGAUUUGGAGAGCUAAAGGCAAGACAUUUUGUCGUAAAAGGAAAUUCAAAGGGUCCCUUUUUCGCGUAGGACAGUAAGGCGCUCAGCUGAUCUAAAGCAAGUGACUUCCUCGAUGGCGUGAAUACCAAACCACGCCCUGAAAAAAACGUAGACAUUCGAUGCGACGAUGUCGUCAUUUGCAUCGAUCAAGGAGUUGCCAGCCGAGUCGGUCCAACUCCCGGCCGAAUACGUGGUCGAUGGCGAUAAAUGGUUGAAGUUCAAUGUCGGUGGCACCAUGCUGGAGACGACGAGGGCCAGCAUCGAGAAACUUCGUUCGUUAUUCUUUGCCCAGCUUCUCGACCGGGGAAUCGACGACGUUCACGCCCCCGUCGCCGGGAUAUACCGUAUUGACCGAGACCCACAAGCUCUCCAGGUCUUUUUCAACUACGGGCGGUACGGGAAAUUUGUGGCUGUUCCCGAGCACAUCGGCGAGAGCUUUCUUCUUCAUGAACACAAAUUCUACGGAAUGCAAAACACGAGCGCCGACGCCAUCAGAUCGUACUUCGUCGAGCGGAGUAAAGGUCCGACGUCGAUCCAACUGGAAAAAGUGACGAUCACGGAAUUGGCCAUGGAUAAGAAAUACCUUCACCACAACGUCUACGGUAUCAUUAGGGGAACGCAGCUGUGUUGCUUCACCAAUGUUCUAGGGAAGGGAGUCUGCUACAAGGAUGUCGGAAGAUUCUUCAUUUAUGAGAAACCUCAUGAAAAACAUACUGCCCUUUUCAGGACGAGCUGUUGGCGAUGCAAGCACACCAUCUGUCUGGCCGACGACGCCCUCAUCGGUCUCGAAGGCUGGUGCCACAAGUGCUCACUGUGUCUUCGGUGUCAGGACAUCCUCUGCGAAUCCUCAAGCAAGAAGAGCAACGAAGACCACAACGAUUCAGACAGUGAUUCGAAUGCAUACACAGUCGUGCGAAAGACAGCUUCUGCCGUUUUCGUUUCUAACGUUGUUGCACCUACUGCGUUAACGCCAGAGCGCCCAGCACCGUCAAAUGACGCCGAGGCGGUGAGUGAUGAGGAUGAUCAGGAGGAGAUCGACCUUCGAGCCAUGAUCAAGGACCCAUUGGCGGAGGUGGCGUUGAGAAACAAACAAAAAGGGUUUUCCGGGAUGUCCUCUAAGAAAUUUUCGCUGAUACCGCCCGAAGAUGACGGAAACAAGUUGAUUGAGUCACCCGGUAAUAGGUUGAGAUUACCUAAGAUCCAUGUACCGAAAGCCGAAGGGGCGUCUGAAAGUUCUAUAGCUAAAGGGAUGAGGCAUUUGAGACGAAAGACGGAACCAGCCGCUUUGAAUCUUGAUCAGUUUGCAAACUUUUUAGAUCGUGGGGAAUGGUGACGGUUGUGUGCAGGGCCCUGUUUCAUGAAACUUGAUAUCAAUAACAAGUUAAAAGCUACUGUUACAGGCUACUGAAAUCAUGGCAUCUGAUUGGCUGAGAGCAAAUUUGUCAUAGAAAUUUAGCAGUUCUAAUAGAUAACAAGUUUUAUGAAACGGGCCCCAGGUUUUCUGAUGGUGCGGUAGUUAUUUGUUAUGAGUGAAAUUUGUGAUGUGAUGUAACCACUUUUUACCAUCAGUUUGUCAUAUUAAAUUGUUAUUUCUUUUGCCUUCUCAACAAAUGUUAUUUAAAGGUAAUUAUUCACAAUUCAAAUUCAUGGCACAAAUUCAGAGCAAAAUAUAAUUUGAAUUUCGAAGACGGCCGGAGACGAAAACCAUCAGAACAUUUUUGUUAAACUAAUACAUUGAGAUAUUUGCCACAAGCUAUGCCUUACCGACGUGAGGGCACAUGAGCACAGAAAUAAAGAUACGUAUUUUUAAUUUUGGUGCGCCGGGGCACAGCAUAGGCGUACAAGCAUAAUUUCACCCGGGGAGGGGUUAAUUUUUGCCCAAAUGUAGGCCUACCAAUUAUAAUAAUUUUCACAUAGGCGGUAGGCCUACAACCAGCGAGGUAUUAAAAGCGACAAAGGAAUAAAAUAAUUCUUCAUUAUAUAGUGGCAAUAUUAUUUUUUUUUUGUCUUAAGAAUAUACCAGGUAGGAUAUAAAUAACAAAUAUAGGCCUAUCCCCAAACCCGAUAAUGAGGUGAUGGUAUACUUGCCCGAAUGCGAUGAUGUCAAAAUGCAAAAUUUGCUGCACCAAAAGUUGUUGAUAUUAAUAAUAGGUCUAUAUGUAAGCAAACGUCACAGCUCUCCUCAUCGAAUUAUAUACAUAAGUAUAGGGUCCUAUAGCAUUUGGAUGAACAAUAACAGUUUCAGCAUAAUACAUUUUCAACAUGUUGACAGUUUUAAACCCCUUUUUUUUCUUCUAGAAAAUAAACAUUGCUUGAGUGACCGUCUGACAAAGGUGGCGUUGUUGUGUGAAACAGUAAUGAGAGAGGCUGAUCAUGCAGAUUAUGUGGGCAUGGACAUAUUAUUUUGCUGUUUGUUAUGCCCCACUAAGCAACAAACUCUAUUCUUUUACCGACUGACACAAUGAACUUGGUGUCCAGUAGCUGGCUGUAAUAGGCAACAUAAAACGGCUUUGUGGCGAUGCAACUCAAAAGAGCCCUCCAUCUGCCCCCUCUCUUUCUCCGAUUUAAACCCCCCCCCCCCC
Strongylocentrotus purpuratus (purple sea urchin) is the source of this 2988-nucleotide messenger RNA. RefSeq lists its product as uncharacterized. Gene Ontology annotation, cellular component: cytoplasm; Cul3-RING ubiquitin ligase complex. The transcript is spliced from 4 exons. Gene Ontology annotation, biological process: protein homooligomerization; proteasome-mediated ubiquitin-dependent protein catabolic process. The coding region runs from base 534 to 1739 and encodes 401 amino acids. The record is from RefSeq and is a predicted model, not a curated record. Lineage: Eukaryota; Metazoa; Echinodermata; Echinoidea; Camarodonta; Strongylocentrotidae. Gene Ontology annotation, molecular function: cullin family protein binding.